Molecule: messenger RNA, 1439 nt
Organism: Chrysoperla carnea
Lineage: Eukaryota; Metazoa; Arthropoda; Insecta; Neuroptera; Chrysopidae
Gene: Sou
Product: E3 ubiquitin-protein ligase RMND5A
Exons: 6
Coding region: 90-1268 (392 amino acids)
Biological process (GO): proteasome-mediated ubiquitin-dependent protein catabolic process
Cellular component (GO): cytoplasm; GID complex; nucleus
Molecular function (GO): ubiquitin protein ligase activity; protein binding
Source: RefSeq, a predicted model, not a curated record
AUAAAGAGUUCUGUCGAGUUGAGUUAACGCAUGACAUUAAAAAAUUAAUAAAUAUUAACAAUAACAAAAGUUGGAAAAAACAACAAAUAAUGGAUGCCUGUGCAGCUGUGGAACGCGAAGUGGAUCGAGUUUUAUUAAAGUUUGGUGGGAUAAGUGAACAUGCUGAUCGUGUGUUGCGUGAAAUUAUAUUACACAUUGAAAACUUAAAAAAGGAGCUCGAAGAUGCUCCAAGUGACCAUGAGUUGACACCUGAACAAAUAAAUAUACUUAAAGAAGCAAUGACAAAAGUAAAAGAAACUGUCCAUCAUCUAGCAACUGAUCAUCGUGAUUUACAUAGUACUGUAUCGAAAGUUGGUAAAGCAAUUGAUCGAAAUUUUAUUGCCGACUUUGCUGCCACAUGCAGAGAAGAUGUUUUUGCAAAUUCAGGGAAAAUUCAACUACUUAAUGAAGUUAUUUGCCAACAUUUUUAUCGACAAGGUUUACAAGAUGUUGCCGAUGAAUUAGCUUUAGAAUCUGGUGUUAAAACAGAUGCUGCAUGUAGAGAACCAUUUGUAGAAUUAAACCACAUUUUGGAUUGUUUAAAAAAACGAAAUUUAGAUCCAGCUUUAGGCUGGGCUGAACAACAUCGAAAUAGUUUAGAGGCACAAAAUUCAUCAUUAGAAUUUAAAUUACACAGACUUCGUUUCAUUGGACUUUUACAAGAAGGACCAGCACGUCAAGAACAAGCUAUUAAUUAUGCUCGAAGUUAUUUUAAUCAAUUUGUAGGAAAACAUGAAAAAGAAAUUCAAAUUUUAAUGGGAAUGUUCCUUUAUUUACCAAAAGGUAUUACUAGUUCACCAUACAGUUAUUUAUUAGAUCCUGAAAUGUGGAUAGAAAUAUAUGAAGUCUUUACACGAGAUGCUUGUGCGUUGUUAGGCUUGAGUGUUGACAGUCCAUUAGCUGUUUGUGUAAACGCUGGUUGUACGGCCCUUCCUGCUUUAUUAAAUAUUAAACAAGUUAUGCUUCAGCGGCAAGUGACAGGAAUAUGGAAUGGAAAAGAUGAACUACCGAUUGAAAUCGAUUUGGGAAAUGAAAGACGAUACCAUUCAGUAUUUGCUUGUCCAAUUCUGCGACAACAAUCAACAGAAAGUAACCCACCUAUGAAACUUAUAUGUGGACAUGUGAUAUCCAGAGAUGCUUUAAACAAAUUAUCAAAUGGAAACAAAAUGAAAUGUCCUUAUUGUCCUGUGGAACAAACACCUGCCGAUGCACGACUUAUAUAUUUCUAGUAAAAUAAUUUGUUAUAUAUUGUAUUUUAUUAUAAUUUAUUAGUUCUAUUAUUUACUUUUGUGGGUGCUCAACCAAUUGCAUAAUCGAUUUUUUUUUUAUGUUGUAAUAAUUGAUUUAUUUUCUUUUUCGCCACCUUUUAUUAAUAUAUUUUUUUAAUUCAUUUGAUUUGU